AUGUUGGCAUCUUCACCCUCGCCUUCAACGGCUGCAUUGCGCUCCCCACUUCCUUCAACAUCGGGGUCACAUUCCCACUAUGAGCCAACUGGCGCUCCACAAUUCAAUAGUCCUCGAUCCUCACGUCUGGCCAUUGACGAACUUCGCUCAGCCUUGAAUCGGCAUACUGUCGAUCCCUCUUCUCCUGAAACUUCAGGGGAUCUUCAACGCAGGCGCGCAUCCACAUCUGAUACUCUGAAGACCCUGGUCCACAAUUCGGCCUUGGCUUCGACACCUCAAUCUACCACAUCUUCUGCUGUGACUGCAACCACUCCGGCGACCGCCACCUCCGCGAACCCACCCCCGACUUCCUCCCCCGCCCCCUCGAUGCCCGCCCCUACCCCGGGGUCCAACAAGCGAAACAGCCAACGCGACCAUCACUCAUCGGAUGCGACGCCGGCGGACCAGGAUGGCGAAGAUUUGGAGAGAUCGCAGUCCAAGCGCCUGCGACCUUCCAAACCAGAUGUCAAAAUGUUGCCCACGCAAUAUGAACUGGCCGACCCCCGUGACAUGGUCGUGCUAAUAUCCAGCAUGCUCAUGGAAUUGAUCCGAUUCAACGAUAAAAUCCCACUACAUCAGGGUCGUCUGACCCGUUUCCACUCGCGCUCUCCGCCCCGAAUCUCCGUGCAAGAUUACCUACAGCGAUUGACAACCCACGCUACUCUCUCUCACCCCUAUCCUCCUCAGCAUGAUCGACUCUGUGCGCUGUACCCCGCCUUCACCGUUUCCAGCCUGACUAUCCAUCGGUUCCUGAUCACCAGUGCCACAGUCGCCAGCAAGGGACUCAGCGACAGUUUUUGGACCAACAAAACGUAUGCUCGAGUUGGUGGAAUCGGAAUGACAGAAUUAGCCAUGCUCGAACUUGAUUUCUUAUUUCGAGUCGAAUGGCGCAUUGUUCCACAGCCGGAAGUCCUAGUGGACUAUUAUCAGAGCCUCGUUGAUCGAUGCGACGGUUUUGAAAUUGAAGGCAUCUGCCAAAAUGGCAGUGCCAAAGCCGGGGUAACCGGCAUUGCUCCAGCAGCUGGUCCUGUUUCUGCAUAA
Molecule: messenger RNA, 1080 nt
Organism: Penicillium coprophilum
Lineage: Eukaryota; Fungi; Ascomycota; Eurotiomycetes; Eurotiales; Aspergillaceae
Gene: phoB
Product: regulatory cyclin phoB
Exons: 2
Coding region: 1-1080 (359 amino acids)
Biological process (GO): regulation of cyclin-dependent protein serine/threonine kinase activity
Cellular component (GO): cyclin-dependent protein kinase holoenzyme complex; nucleus
Molecular function (GO): cyclin-dependent protein serine/threonine kinase regulator activity; protein kinase binding
Source: RefSeq, a predicted model, not a curated record